AUGCUAUUGGAAAAGCUUGUCAAUUUACUCCAUGCUGUCAGUAUUUUGCAAAAUUUCGAGAAUGAAUCAACGACGAGCAUUUUACCGAUUGCUAAAGAUAUCGUGCAUCCAAGAUACUGUGCGGAAAGCGAUGAGUUAACCUACUGGUUCCCAUGUCAUAACGAAAAACGAACAAUCGACAAUCAGACAUGGCACAAUGGAUGCUAUUUUGGGAGAGGGGCGAUCCAGUCGACACGACACGUCGUCGACACACCUCAAGCUUCUUCGAACAGCUUAAUUCAU
Molecule: messenger RNA, 282 nt
Organism: Mesorhabditis belari
Lineage: Eukaryota; Metazoa; Nematoda; Chromadorea; Rhabditida; Rhabditidae
Source: the annotation of a GenBank genome assembly